Thlaspi arvense is the source of this 1173-nucleotide messenger RNA. The record is from the annotation of a GenBank genome assembly. NCBI's taxonomy places the organism in Eukaryota, Viridiplantae, Streptophyta, Magnoliopsida, Brassicales, Brassicaceae.
GAGGCUUUUCUGCUUUCAGAAUUUGAUAAAGCUAUGAGGCUCUUCAAGUUGCUUAGUAUACUGCUAUCUCUAUGCUGUGGGUAUGUAGUGGGUAAGGAGUGUACCAAUAUUCCUACUCAAUUGUCAUCACAUACUUUUCGAUAUGAGCUUUUGACAUCGAAUAAUGAUACGUGGAAGCAAGAGAUGUUUUCACACUACCAUUUGAUUCCCACCGAUGAUUCUGCAUGGUCCAAUUUACUUCCGAGGAAGAUGUUGAAGGAGGAAGAUGAACACAAAUGGUCCAUGAUGUAUAGGAAAUUGAAGAGUUCCGAUGAGUUUAAUCAGCAGGGAGGUUUCCUGAAAGAGGUCUUGUUGCAGGAUGUGAGGUUAGACCCGGGUUCAAAGCAUGGGCAGGCUCAGCAGACAAAUUUGGAGUACCUGUUGAUGCUGAAUGUUGACAGUUUGGUUUGGAGCUUUAGGAAGACGGCAGGUUUGCCAACCCCUGGCGAGCCAUAUAAGGGUUGGGAGGAUCCAAAUUGCGAACUCCGGGGACAUUUUGUAGGACAUUACAUGAGUGCAUCGGCACAGAUGUGGGCUAGCACUAACAAUUAUACUCUCCAAAGGAAAAUGUCAGCUGUUGUUUCAGCUUUAUCAGAGUGUCAAAAUAAAAUGGGUACAGGAUAUCUUUCUGCUUUCCCUUCUGAGCAAUUUGACCGUUUUGAAGCUAUAAAACCUGUUUGGGCGCCUUAUUACACCAUUCACAAGAUAUUGGCAGGUCUUUUGGAUCAGCAUAUACUGGCAAAUAAUAAACAAGCAUUAAGGAUGGCAACAUGGAUGGUUGACUACUUCUACAAUCGUGUGCAAAAUGUGAUAGCAGAGUAUAGCAUUGAAAGACAUUGGCUGUCACUAAAUGAAGAAACUGGUGGCAUGAAUGAUAUCCUUUAUAGGUUGUAUACAGUGACGAAAAAUCCAAAGCAUUUAUUGAUUGCUCACCUUUUUGACAAACCAUGCUUUCUAGGAGUACUAGCUAUGAAGGCAGAUGAUAUUUCUGGUUUUCAUGCCAAUACACAUAUUCCAAUUGUCAUUGGAUCUCAAAUGCGAUAUGAAAUUACUGGUGAAUCACUCUAUAGGGUAAGUGACUCUAAUUUAUACCAGCAUCAAUAUCAACUGCAUCCAAGUGGCAAUAGCAAGUGA